Molecule: messenger RNA, 2173 nt
Organism: Alligator sinensis (Chinese alligator)
Lineage: Eukaryota; Metazoa; Chordata; Crocodylia; Alligatoridae
Gene: SLC30A3
Product: solute carrier family 30 member 3
Exons: 7
Coding region: 1-1020 (339 amino acids)
Biological process (GO): zinc ion transmembrane transport; response to zinc ion
Cellular component (GO): plasma membrane
Molecular function (GO): zinc ion transmembrane transporter activity
Source: RefSeq, a predicted model, not a curated record
AUGGAGCUGGAGCGGCGCCUGGCUGAGCACUGCCACCACGGCCCCCCCAGUCCUGGUCCUGGGCGCGAGCGCCUCCAGGCCCAUCGCAAGCUGAGCAUCACCUGCGCCAUCUGCGUUGUCUUCAUGGUUGGCGAGGUUGUUGGCGGGUACCUGGCGCACAGUCUGGCAAUCAUGACGGACGCGGCACACCUGCUGACGGAUGUGGGCAGCAUGUCCGUCAGCCUCUUCUCCCUCUGGGUCUCCACCCGGCCGCCCACCAAGACCAUGAGCUUCGGCUGGCACCGCUCGGAGACGCUGGGCGCACUGGCCUCGGUGCUGUCCAUCUGGAUCGUGACGGGCGUCCUGGUCUACCUGGCCUCUGCCCGCAUCAUCAACAACGACUACGAGAUUGAGGCGCGUGCCAUGCUGGCCACGUCUGCCGGCGCCGUGGCUGUCAACCUCAUCAUGGCCUGCAUCCUGCACCAGUCGUCCGCACCCCAUGGCCACGGCUGGGGCUACGAGCGUAUGGAGGAGAGCACAAGUGGGAGCCCCGCACCAGGGCAUACCAGUGUGCGCGCCGCCUUCGUGCACGUUGUGGGCGACCUGCUGCAGAGCCUGGGUGUCCUCGUGGCUGCCAUCGUCAUCUACUUCAAGCCCCAGUAUAAAAUUGCCGACCCGAUCAGCACCUUUCUCUUCUCCAUCUGUGUCCUGGGCUCCACCCUCACCAUCCUCAGGGACGUCUUCAGGGUCCUCAUGGAAGGGGCGCCGCGGGGUGUGGAGUUCAACGCAGUGCGGGAUGUGCUGCUGGCUGUGAAGGGCGUGCGCAGCACACACGACCUGCAUCUCUGGGCCCUGACCCUCAGCCACCAUGUGGUGUCUGUGCAUGUGGCCAUAGACGUAGGCGCAGACACAGAGGCCGUGCUCCAGGAGGCCACGGCACAGCUGCAGAGCAAGUUUGGCUUCGUGUCAUGCACGGUACAGGUGGAGCGCUACCUGGAGGACAUGGCCGCCUGCCCACAGUGCCAGGGCCCCCACAACUGAGCCCUGGCUGGACCCAGUGCACUGCGCAGCCCAGCAGGGGCCUGGCACCGCCUGCCCAUCUCCUUCCACUGCCAGCAGGCGCGAAUGCCACGGGGACCCCGGGCAAGAGCUGGCCAGAGCUCCAGGAUGGUACCACCCAGGGACACCCUAACCAGGCCAACGCCACCCUGGGCCCACCCUGUAACACAAGCCGUGCCCUUGCCCGACUCUGACCUGGCAGCACAGCCCACAAGGCUGCCCCCACCCUGUGCCAGGCCCCCCUCCCUGCACUGGGGCCAGUGUAGCUCUGCCCCCCUGGGUUACCCGUGCCGCGGCACUGCCGCCUUGUCCUACAUUCCAGGGGGUGGGAACCCCCGCCCCCCAGCCCUGCCUGGGGAUGGGCCCUGGACCCUGCAGUCACAUCCCCCCUGGGCCAGAGCAGUGCUGGGCACUGUCCUGGGAGACCCCAGUGCCAACUUCUAGGGCUGCUUAUCUUGUCCCUUGGGCUCACACCUGCUCUGCCAGGGGCUGGGGGAGGUCUGGCUUGCAUCCUGCAGUCCAGCCCCCUGAGCCUGGCAGAAGUCCCUCCCCUGCAGCCUCAACCAGGGGCCCUGCCUGGCACUCCCCUGGCUGUCAGGGUGCAGCAGCCCCCAAGCCAAGUCUCUGCUCUUCUUCCCACCCUCUCUGCCCCCCAGCUCUGGGUCUGUCCUGCCCUUGCCUGGUGUGGGCAUAGCCCAGAGCACUAAGCCUCAUGCUGGGUCCUGGGCACUGCAGGCUUGGCCUGCAGGAAGGGCAGAGCAGAAGGUAAGUCAGGAGCUGGCCGGGGCUCUGUCAAUCCCAUCUGUGUCUGUCUGGAGCACUGGAGGUGUCCCUGCUCCCACAGAGCCAAGCCAGCCCUGAGUUGCCUGCAUCCAGGAAUACCCUGCCCCACUUCGCUUGGCAACCCCCACCCUUCUGUGUGUCUGUCCAUCAGCGUCUGUUGAACCUGUGGAGUGCAUCUGUCUGUGUCAGUCCCGUCCGUCUGUCUGUUGUGCUGUGAGAGAAGCCUGGCUCACUGUACCCAACAGCGUGUGGCUACGACACCCAAUAAACUUGUCCUCCUUAAGCAAGUGAGUGGCCUCAGGGGUUCUUGGGGCAGGGGGGGACACAGACCUCAUGCAUUGGUGGGGUAGGA